AUGAUGGAUACACUCGCGACACUCAUCCAAACAUGGCUCCAAUGGGACCAGGAUCCUACAACCCGCGCGGAAAUAGAGCAGCUACGUGACUCUAAUGCCGUUGAAGAGCUGGAAAAGCGCUUGCGAAACCGCAUCGAAUUUGGCACAGCAGGUCUACGAGGCCGCAUGGCAGCAGGGUUCUCUUGCAUGAACUCUUUGAUAGUCAUACAAGCCUCGCAAGGCCUAGCCAAGUUUAUCCGUGAUCAGCGUUCUGAUAUCGCCUCGCAUGGUGUAGUCAUUGGCCACGAUGCACGUCACAACUCUAAGAAGUUUGCCGCACUCGCCGCCAAUGCUUUCAUCGCGCAGAAGAUUCCUGUAUUUCUCUUUGAUCAGGAAGCACCAACGCCGCUGGUACCGUUCGGUGUGAACCAUUUUCAUGCUGCUGCGGGUAUCAUGGUGACGGCGAGCCACAACCCAGCUCAAGACAACGGUUACAAAGUGUACUCGAGCAACGGUGCGCAGAUCAAUCGACCCGAAGAUGGGGAAAUCGCGCAGUCAAUCAAAGAAAAUCUUGAACCCUGGCCAACAGCAUGGGAGCCAUUGCAGCCCGGCGAAUACUUGCGCUCGGAUUCCUACCAGCAACUGCUUCCCCACUACAUGGAUCGGGUUGGGAAGUUCAUGAAAUCCACAGUAGCAAACUGGGAACCCCCAAAGCCAUUUGUCUACACUCCUCUUCACGGAGUGGGAGGUCUGGUGCUUCCGGAGUUGUGCCACUCACUUGGAAUCGACAACCACGCGUCUGUUGAAGCCCAAGAGAAGCCAGAUCCAGACUUCCCCACUGUGAAGUUCCCCAACCCCGAGGAGAGUGGUGCCUUGGACCUUUCUAUCGAGACUGCUGAUAAACAGGGAAAGACUUUGAUUAUUGCGAACGAUCCGGAUGCGGACCGCUUUGCCGUAGCGGAGAAAGUAGAUGACAAAUGGCAAUUAUUGACCGGAAACCACGUCGGUGUUCUAUUAGCAUCUCAUAUCCUGGAUUCCUAUGAUGCCGACAAAGAUUGGUCUCACAUCUCUGUCUUGACCACAACGGUCUCGAGCGGCAUGCUUGCCAAGAUGGCAGCUGCAAAGGGUAUCCACUUCAAAGAAACCCUUACAGGUUUCAAGUGGAUGGCCAAUGUUGCCCGGGAUCUUGAGAAAGAAGGGAAGACAGUUUCGUUUGCAUACGAGGAAGCAUUGGGGUACAUGUUCCCAUCCGUGUGCUAUGACAAGGAUGGAAUUACAGCAGCCACAGUAUUCCUUGCCGCAGAGGCGAAAUGGAGAUCACAGGGAUUGACUGUGUAUGCCAAGCUUCAAAAUCUAUUUGCGGAAUUUGGCCACCAUGAGACGUUGAACAACUAUUUCCGAUCUCCUGACCCAGAGCUCACAUCGACAUUAUUCCAAGGAAUCAGAGGGAGCUCUUGUCUUGCAGACAUGAAGUUUGGCCAUUUCAAGGUUUUGCGGUGGAGGGAUCUGACGGAGGGCUAUGACUCUAGCACUCCCGAUAACAAGCCAGACUUGCCUGACGACCCAACCAGCCAGAUGCUGACUCUGUGGCUCGAGGGCGGUGUUCGCUUCACAUUCCGAGGAUCGGGUACAGAGCCGAAGGUUAAAUUCUACAUUGAAAGUUGUGGGGAUUCUCGCGAAGAUGCGGUCAAGGCAGUCUGCGAUACUUUCCUUACUAUUCGGGAGGAAUGGGUUGAGCGUUUCACUCCUUCGAUGUCAUACAGCAAACAGCUUCCCACAUCAUCGGGUCAUAUCCUCACUGUGGAGUGA
Molecule: messenger RNA, 1788 nt
Organism: Penicillium canescens
Lineage: Eukaryota; Fungi; Ascomycota; Eurotiomycetes; Eurotiales; Aspergillaceae
Product: phosphoribomutase PRM15
Exons: 10
Coding region: 1-1788 (595 amino acids)
Biological process (GO): carbohydrate metabolic process; purine ribonucleoside salvage
Molecular function (GO): magnesium ion binding; phosphopentomutase activity
Source: RefSeq, a predicted model, not a curated record